Molecule: messenger RNA, 1767 nt
Organism: Cottoperca gobio
Lineage: Eukaryota; Metazoa; Chordata; Actinopteri; Perciformes; Bovichtidae
Gene: smim13
Product: small integral membrane protein 13
Exons: 2
Coding region: 440-706 (88 amino acids)
Source: RefSeq, a predicted model, not a curated record
CCCAGAAGUCAAAUGUAUUUUGCGCAUGCGCAGUUUGAGUUUUCUGACGCUGAUUUUGUUGUCUUAACCCAGUUACUGUAGCUACUUGUCUGCUUGUGUCUGUGAUAAUAACUAUUUAAUACAUGUUGCAGUUAUGUAGUACACAGAAUAAGGACUUUACCCUGCUCUGAUCAGCUAACGUUAGCUCAUGCUAAAGUCUGUUUGUGAAACUAAAGCGGUUACGUUUGACAACCUGCUAGCCAACUAGCUAGCCACAGCCGGACGCUAGCAAACAACCUGGUGUGCGAUGUGUUGCUGUUUGUUUUUUCUCUAGCUGUCUAACUCAGCUGCCAGACGGCUAAACAAACUAGCUAGCUACGUUUUGUGUGGUGUAAAGCAGAACAUACACCGCAGGCAGCUAACUCCUUAUGCUGUUGUUGCUCUCAAGUGUCCAGCUAAGAUGUGGCAAAGUGUCGGGCUCACACUGCUGGUCAUUGUGGCCACACUUGUCUGUGCGCUCCUCUUCAUGCUGUUUGGUUGGUAUGUAGUCUGGCAGCUCUUCCUGUCUAAGUUCAAGUUCCUGCGUGAACUUGUCGGGGACGCCAGCACCCCUCCGGCCGAAACGCAGCCAUCCGAAACCAAGAGCGAACGUACAGCGAACGCCCCGAUACGAAGUAGGCCCAGGACCGCACGCCAAAGAGUCGCCUCUCCAGAAAGCACUUCGUAGAUCAUCCACACUGCCACUGUGUAUCCCUCACGACCCCUCUGGCACCGUGACUGCUCGUCAGCCCUCUACAAACGCCAUGUGUGAUCAUCAGAGGUACUUCCCACUGACCCUGCGCUCUACACUACACAAGGACCUUGUGGACACUCAGUAGUCAGCCCUCCUCUUCACCAAGACACUUUAAACUGACCAGGCAGAUCUCCUGGUUUCAAAGGGAAAAGCCAUUACUGUCCAUUUCUUGAUGUCACCUGUUCAUUAAGUUUAAUUAUGUUCUGAGCAGCAGUCUGGGGCUCCACUUGCGCUCCUCCUGCAAUAGUGACGGCCAGCUUUCACGAGCGGCCACGCUGCUUCCUGCCACCCUUAUGAAGUAUCAGAGGAUGCGCCACUACACAAAAAGAUGUGUUAAUUCUCUUAAUGUUUCUUCUUUGAAGAAAGUAGGCGGUGUAAAAUAUGAGCUCGUCUGCGUCAUUUCAACAACUGAAGAUAAACUGACAGUCAUUUGUACAACUGACGAUUAUAUUUUCUUUAACAAAGUACAAUGAAAGGAAUGUUUAUGCUGUCGUUUAGUUGUUUCCCGCACAUUAUACUCUGCGUAUGAUGGAGUACAAUCCGUGAGGUGCAAACGGUCUCACUAUAAAUAACUUAAUUCCAGUUGUGUAAAAUGUGACCAUGUAACUUUUCCUUCUUUUUAGAAAAAAAAAAGGAUUUAUACUUCACGGAAAUGUUUGUGUUCAGAAGCAGUUCUAAACAUUAUUACCUUAUCUUUAGAGGCAAUGAAAGAAGGCUUCCUGCUGCCCGAGCGGUGUCCGAACCCUCCGGCUCCCUGUGCCUCUGUCUGCACCAGUGCCUGUCUAGAUGGCAUCCACUGUUUGUCACAUGGCCUCCUUUUUGUAUAGCCGACAGGAGCUUUGUUUCCAUUACAAGGCAAAUCAAAGCUGACCUAAUUCAUAUUUAUGUAAUAUUCUCCCUCCAGGUUAAACUCAUGUAAGUCUUGCACCUUUUUAUCAGCAGUGAUUUAUUUUCUUCAGUGGAGCUUCAAAUAAAUAAUGCCAUAAAUAUAACGA